UUUAGAGAGAUCCAUGUUUAGUUGAGGCAAUCUGCACAAAACGUUUGCCUUCAUAACACAUUUAAGCAGUUGCUCUUUCUUAGAAUUAUCAGUUACCAGCAAUGCCACAUUUUUAGAAUUACAUCUGUAACAAAUUAGGAUAUAUCGGAUGUAUUCAAUCAUGGUCCAGUUUCUCGUCUUCAUGUACAUGUACACAUAUACAGUGUUCCUUCAAUAUUUUAGAUGCAUCAUACUACAUUUUACUGUCAAACUAUCUGCUUGAUCUGAUUUGUUGACUGUGCAAUAUGUACACACUCACACUUAUCUUACAUUGUUCCUCUGAAAAGCAAUUUCCACCCUCAUGCUAAACAAGAAGUAAGUGAUCCACAAUGUUCAAGUAAUACAUUAUACCAGGCAUGAGUAGUAGGCAUGAUUGUAGGCCUACUCAUAUUUGAGACUCAGAAUAGUGUAGCUCAUCUGUGCCCCAUUAUCAAGUAACCCUUGGCCUCAAGGCACAUGUGUGGGAUGUAGAUAGUGGUGGAAACUGGGGAAUAAUAACAAUGGUAAUUUAUAGACUUCUAUAGCACAAAGUCUAUGACACAUAUGUAUUCAAACGUGCUUUCCCUGAAAACAUUAACAAUAAAUCGUAAUUAACACAAAUUAAUAAAACAAAAUGAAACAAUUUCAAAGUUAAUAUAAAGAUAUUACAACAGUCGACGACAUGACUCAAAAUCAAAGAAUCAACAAACAACCCCUCACAAAAUAAUUCCGACAAGCAAUGUGUAUGGAGGAACGGGGGCCAUGGUAACCCAAAGAGGAAAAAAAAAAUUGGUAAAAAAGAAAAUGUAAGGCAGUUUUCAGUAGCUAUUUCAUUUCUCUUUCUUCCGAAACUAAAACUCAAAAAAGCCCCCCCCCCCCAUUUGGUAUUCCCAGCAGAAACCCUAUCUAAGUUUACAAAUUUGGGGGGCCCCAAAAGAAAUGCCCCCUCCAAAAAUUUUGUUCUUGAUACGCCCUUGGAUGCAGAUGUACUACAUUACAUUCAAUGUUGCUCUGAUCGUGUAUCAUCACCAUGUAUAAAUAACUGCAGCUAAUCAACUGAAAAUGGACAACUUUCGACUCGGUAAAAUUCCUGUUCCUCGAGUUUGGAGAUGGCACAUACACCCCCUUGCAAAAACAAGUCACCCAGGUUUGUUAUUUGCUCCUAUACUCUCUACUUUCACAUCCUGAGGUUCGAGUUCAAGCGCUACAAUCCCUCAUACCCCUGGGAGUAUGCCUACAAUCCAUGCUACCCGUGGCCAGAUGGCACACCAAACUGCAACAACGUUUUUGUGUGCCAGAGGUCAUACAACAAGCACGAUGAUACCUUUGACGUCGGAGAUGUGACUGCCUCCUGGACAAAUGAUGCAACAAACUACUAUGUUGAAUAUAAACAUGACGAGAAGUACAUGUUUGGGUUCAAGCUGUACAAGGCCCCCUGGGAGUAUGCCUACAAUCCAUGCUACCCGUGGUCAGAUGGCACACCAAACUGCAAAAGCGUUAUUGUGUGCCAGAGGUCAUACAACAAGCACGAUGAAACCUUUGACGUCGGAGAUGUGACUGCCUCCUGGACAAAUGAUGCAACAAACUACUAUGUUGAAUAUAAACAUGGAGAGAAGACCUCUAUAUUUACACUGAAAUGUGAUGCAACAGCGAAGAUUCCCACACUGAGCUUCCUUUCUCAAAUUGAAAAUAAAUAUAAAUUCAUCCUGACUUCAGAGUGCUGCUGUCCUGGGACCUGCCAUACCCCUACCCCUACCCCUACCCCUCCAUCAAGAGGUUCUAUCAGUGUCGGUUCCGUUAUUUGUAUCGUAGCUGCUGUCCUGAUUGUAGUGUACCUGAUCGGGGGAAUGUUCUUGAUGAAGUUUGUAAAACACGCUGAAGGGUUGGAAGUAAUUCCAAAUAAAGACAUCUGGGUCAACCUACCAGGCUACAUCAAGGAUGGUUUCCUAUUUGUCGUCACUUGUGGCAAACACUCUGCAUGAUACAGUGAAAUAUAAACUAUUUGUUUUCGUCCAAGAUGUAGUUGGAAUGAUCCUGUUAUAGGACUCUCCCUCCAAAAUCCUUCACAGUGCAAGAAACCAAUGGCUGUUCUUAGUUGAACCUAUGCCGAGGACAACGCCAAACUGUACAUUUUUCAAAUCUGCAAAAUCCCCCAAUCUCCUGGUAAACUGGUAUUCAAAAGAUGCGGGAGAGUUGUGUGAAAGGAAAAUGAAAAUAGAUUUUCAGUUUGUUAUCACGUGUUAGCCAUUUCUGUUGAAUUAUAAGUUUGUGGACACAGAGAAAACCCACGUUUGAUUUCAUUUUUAACGUUCAGUAAUCAUCUGUUUCGAUUUUUUUACCACUAAUCAACGUAAAUGCUUGACUCUUUCUACCUAGUUCAUGGUGUGUUCUUAAAUUUGAGGUAUAAACAAUGUACACGAGUUUGAACACUAGACUUUGUACGAUGAAAUUAUGCGUGACUUUUUUGUAAAAUGGCAAUAGUUUAUUAUUUGCGACCUUCAUACAGUUUAAAUAUUUUAAUGUCAUAUUUCAAGUGUCUGUGUUGAUUCAUACAUGGACGUGGAAUCGAUGAGUCUAUUGCGUGCAAACUGUGCGUUUUCGUGUAUACUGGAUGAAUUGUUAUCACUUUUUGGCACUUGACUCAACUGUUGACAAACCUGGCAAUCGUGCAAGUCCAGCAAUUAAUUUCCAUUACCUGACUUAACUCAACUUUGCUCUGCCAGGAUUUUCAGUUGUAAUUUGCAUGUAUGAUAACGUUCAGUAAAAGGGUUACCAAACCAAUUAGAUAGAUGGAGACAUCACCGAUUAUCAUUGUAAUUUAAUUUGUCUGGAGUACAUUUGGAACGAACAGAUCGAGCAGAUAGAUUUAUGACGAUUUAAUCUGCUUCUACGUGUUAUUAAAAUGAAAUUUAAUUAAAUUGUGUUAACUAUAUAUGUAGAGUAUACUUUGCAGGCCCCUUUAGUCUCCACUUAUUACAUACGACAAUGUACAUUGUACUCAUAAUGAAAACAAUGCAUCAACACCUGUUAAUUUUAAUGAGAGGUAAUUGACCUAUCAAUGUUUUUUCCCCGGGAUCCUGUUUUUUUUUAAAUUCCUUUCAAUUUACAUACACAUAUACUUCGUGAAUGGACCAAAUUCUGUGUUAUUCUAUUUUUAAAGAAUAGAAUGACUUUCAAUCGUGUUUGCUUAAUUAUCUUUGACACGAGUUGAUUCUUAGCGACAAAUUUGAACCUCCAAAUAGUUUUGUAAAGUUCAAUUAAUUUAUGAGAUGAUCAAUAAAAGUUUUAUAUUGGAAGCUGAUUUUUGUUUAAAUAAAUGUCAAACAGACUGGUGGUUGCUAUGAAAAGAAAUUCAUU
Messenger RNA from Acanthaster planci (crown-of-thorns starfish), 3375 nucleotides. RefSeq lists its product as uncharacterized. The record is from RefSeq and is a predicted model, not a curated record. Gene Ontology annotation, cellular component: trans-Golgi network. NCBI's taxonomy places the organism in Eukaryota, Metazoa, Echinodermata, Asteroidea, Valvatida, Acanthasteridae.